Linum trigynum is the source of this 1551-nucleotide messenger RNA. NCBI's taxonomy places the organism in Eukaryota, Viridiplantae, Streptophyta, Magnoliopsida, Malpighiales, Linaceae. The record is from the annotation of a GenBank genome assembly.
AUGACGGAUUUCAAACUUUUUGGUCAGAUGAUUCCGCGGCCACUCCGUAAUCAACUUCAGCAGCAGCAGCAGGGGAAUCUGGGGCAGAGGAUGGAAGUCGUUGAUGUUUCCGCCUCUUGUUCUUAUGCUGGUGACCCCAGUCCGGCGGCCGCGGCUGCGGAAAUCGGCAAUCGAGAUGAGCGUUGCGAUGGAGAUAAAGAUGAAGAUGACUGUACAAGUUCUGGAAGUGAAGGAGAAGGAGGAGGAGAUGAGCGUGAUGAAAACAUGGAAAAUUCAGGAAACGAUGAAAUUACUGACGAAAAUCGCCCGAUCGGGGCCUCGAAUGGCAAUUCGAAAGACCCCAACCCUGCAUCAUCGUCAUCAUCAGCAGGAAUAAACCAGAGAGACAACACGGCUGCUACCAACACCGAUAAACCCGGCCAAGACAAAGGCGGCAAGAGCGAUCAAAGUGGCGAGGCAACAAGCAGCAGCUCGCAAAACCAAGACAACAAAACCUUGAAAAAACCAGACAAGAUCCUACCUUGCCCUCGAUGCAACAGCAUGGAGACCAAAUUCUGUUACUACAACAACUACAACGUCAACCAGCCCCGCCAUUUCUGCAAGAACUGCCAGCGGUACUGGACUGCCGGUGGCACGAUGAGGAACGUGCCAGUCGGUGCUGGACGGCGGAAGAACAAGAGCGCUUCUUCUUCGCAGCAGUACAGGCAGAUUAUGGUCUCGGAGGCCUUGAGAUCAGCAGCUGCUCAAUCCCAUGUCUUGAGUGGCAGUACUACCGUCUUGAACUUCCGGUCCGAUUCCCCUCUUUGUGAAUCCGUGGCUUCCAUCUUGAACCUCUCGGAGAAUGCGCAAGCCGGUUUCCACCCUCGUGGUGCUCCUUCAGGGGCUGCUAAUGGUAAUGAUAACGGCGAUGGGUGCUCAAGUGGAAUGUCGGUUACAGGUUCGACAAAUUCAUCCGAUAAAACGGGGAUCAUCAAACAUGGUUCAUCAGGGGGAAGUUGUCUCCCAUGUAUGCCAGCGGCUCCUUGGCCUUACCCCAUGGCAACUCCGAUGCCUCCGCCUCCACUGAUGGGGUUUGGCCCUCCAGGGUUCCCGAUUUCAUUCUAUCCUGCAUCACCUUACUGGGGAUGUGCGGUUCCUAGUCCAUGGACUGGAGCACCACCACCACAGCAACCAUGUCCGUCUUCCCUAAGCCCAAAUGGUUCAAGCUCAGGGUCAAGUCCGGUUACUUCUCCACUGGGGAAGCAUUCGAGGGAUGGCGAGACCACGAGGGCAGAGGGAUCAUCGGAUGAACCGUUGCGAAAGAUGAGCAAUGGGAUUGUUGUUCCCAAGACGUUGAGGAUCGAUGAUCCUAAUGAUGCCGCAAAGAGCUCCAUAUGGGCGACGCUGGGGAUUAGUCAGAGUGAAAAGCCUAGCUCCAUCAAUGGAGGCAGUAUGUUUAAGGGAUUUCAGGCGAAGGGUGGAGAUAGAAUUCAAGGAAACGGGACAUCUCUAACACUGCAGGCUAACCCUGCUGCUUUAUCAAGGUCUCUCAACUUCCAGGAGAGGAAUUAG